Haliotis rubra (blacklip abalone) is the source of this 1339-nucleotide messenger RNA. RefSeq lists its product as uncharacterized. The record is from RefSeq and is a predicted model, not a curated record. The transcript has 2 exons. Lineage: Eukaryota; Metazoa; Mollusca; Gastropoda; Lepetellida; Haliotidae. The coding region runs from base 10 to 468 and encodes 152 amino acids.
UUUGAAACCAUGGCAACUUCCAUCUCUCCUGGCCAGAUCUGUUCACCAUCUAGCACUAAACUGUCGUCUGCUCCCUCAUGGAAGGACGACCCAGUGUCUGCCUCUUUUCAACUUUUCAGCCUUAUCGAAAUGCAGGAUAGAUUCCUGGAACAAGUCCAGGCCAUAGAUGCCUACAUCCUGGAACUGUCCGAGAAGAUCGUGAGAGAUGCAGCCAAUGGCGGCCAUGUUGGACAUGGGUUACUUCUGCUCAACAGGAAGUGUGUAGCUGAAGGUGUCCGUCAGGUGUACCUACGACUGGCCACACACAAGUGGAAACAAGUCAGGCAGUGCUACAACUUGAUCAGACAAAACUUCGAGAACCAGGACCAUCUUUCAGCAGCUGAUCUGGACGAGUCACAUGACCAUGAAGUCACCCAGAUUGCUCGUGGACUUAGUAUGGAGUGUUGUGCGUUCCAGCGAUCAUGCUAACAGUAUCUGACUGACUGAGUUGGUGAAAACUACAUCAAGCUGAAGCUGCAUCUUUAUUCAGCAGUAUAUAAUAGUAAAUACUGUACCACGCUUGGAGUGUUGUUCGUUCCAGCGAUCAUGCUAGCAGUAUGUAAAAUACUCAUGGGAUGACUUGAUGUUGAAGAUAUACGCCUUCACCGAUGGGCAUCUGGUGCUCAUUGUAAAUAUUCUUUGAAACUCAUGGAUGGAAUCUUGUGAGUUUCAAUGACCAAGCCAGCUGGACAAAAUACUCUUUAACGUAUGUUGAUGAGUCUGUUUUCACUGACUGAAAUCUAGUGCUUGUUAUAAACAUUGUUAAUACCCGGUGAUGUCAUAGCAUCAUAACACAUUAUUUAUGUAUCUUUAAUAAACUGUUUAACAGCCAGUGUGUUGUUGUUGGUUUGUAACACCACACAUUAUAUUGCCAACCAUUAUUGAUAAACCGGGGCUGUACCAAAUUUAUUAGUUUCAAGUUCUUGGAGCUUGAAAUCGAAUCAAAACAUUUCAGGAUUAACAGGUGCAGCAUAAUUUCAUUCUGUACAUAUACAUGUUGAAAUAUAUUCAGCAACACCCGUAUUUUCUCAGACUGAACAACUUUAAUAAACUGGUGCAAAACAUGUGUCAAGGUUUCCAUACCAUAUGAAUUUUGAAGUGAAAAUAAAGAGUUGAGGAGAAACAUAGCCAAGAUUAGCACGACAUAAUCUGUUUUAUUUGAAGAUCAGACAAAAUCUGAAUGGAAAACAGCACAUCACUGACAUCCUACACUGGGUUGUUGUUCCACAUUUCCAUGACCAUCCUCUGAACACAAAGCCAGUCCUAGUGGACGACAAUGCUAAGCCAAAUUGUGCAUAUG